Macroventuria anomochaeta is the source of this 1360-nucleotide messenger RNA. RefSeq names its product NAD(P)-binding protein. The transcript has a single exon. The record is from RefSeq and is a predicted model, not a curated record. NCBI's taxonomy places the organism in Eukaryota, Fungi, Ascomycota, Dothideomycetes, Pleosporales, Didymellaceae. Gene Ontology annotation, molecular function: oxidoreductase activity. The coding region runs from base 416 to 1318 and encodes 300 amino acids.
GAACAGGCAAGCUAUAUCGUGCCACAUUUCGUCCAACGAUGGCGCAAUGGGUGGUGUGCUCUGCGCAAUUCGUACGACAGGCGCAGAGACCCUGAUUUUGUGAGGGGCUCGGCCCUACCCGUGUAGGUGUGAAAGACGUUGCUGCUGUAUGAUUUGCCGAUCCACGGUUGUCCUCGACACCAUUCCCAACUCGUUUCAAAGCGCAAUAUCGGCGCGAUUGUAAGCCAAGUCGACUUCAUCUGUUGCUGAGAUAAUAGGGCGGAAUACAGAGCUGGCUGUGUGUCGUGCUCAGAAGCUUCAAGAGAUAUAAGGAGUAUUGAGUCCAGCACCAAGAAUCAUCAACACACCACUCUCCACUAAACAACCAGUUCACUUAUACUCCUCAAUUCCACUCCACGCACCAGUUCAUCCAACAAUGUCUAUCAAGAACGUCAUCAUCAUCGGUGCUGGAGGCAACCUUGGACCCUCCGUCCUGAGAGCUUUACUCAGCUCAUCAUUCAACACCAGUGUUCUCUCCCGUGAGGGCUCGAACUCCACAUUCCCAUCAGGCGUCAACGUCCUCCGUGCCAACUACGAUUCUGUCGACAGCCUCAAGCAAGCUUUCCAAGGACAGGAUGCCGUCAUCUCCCUUGUAGGCAGCGGUGCCAUCGGAGAUCAGAACAAACUGAUCGACGCUGCGAUCGCAGCAGGCGUAAAGCGCUUCCUCCCCUCAGAGUUCGGCAGCGACACACCCAACCCGAAGACACGAGCUGUAGUCAGCGUCUUCGAGGCUAAGACCGGCACAGUGAACUACCUCAAGAGCAGGGAGGAUGUCAUCAGCUGGACGAGCGUUAUCACCGGACCUUUCUUCGACUGGGGCCUCAAGGUUGGCUUCUUAGGCCUCGACCAGAAGAACAAGACAGCUACCGUUAUUGACAGCGGCAACGCCACCUUCUCCACCAGCAACCUCAGCUUCAUCGGCGAGGCUGUUGUGAAGACACUGGAGAACGCCGAAGCUACCAAGAACCAGUACGUCUAUGUUAGCGAGUUCCAGAUCUCGCAGAAUGAGCUUCUCGCUGCGGCAGAAAAGGUUACGGGCGAGAAGUUCACGGUCAACAAGGUCAGCGCGAAGGAUCACAUUGCGAAGGGCAACGAGCUGUUGCAGAAGGGCGACUUCCAUGGAAUCGGGCCGCUGAUCCAAUCAAUCACAUUCGGUGAUGACAAGCUUGGUGAUCUGAAGCCAUCUGGACUGUGGAAUGACAAGUUGGGCCUUAAGCAGGAGAGCCUCGAGGACUCGAUCAAGGCUGGAUUCGCAGGCAAGUUGCUGCACGAAGUCUAGAUAGUGUAGCAAGUAAAGUCAACGAGCAUUCUGAUGGUCCCU